Messenger RNA from Drosophila hydei, 3746 nucleotides. Its product is annotated as probable basic-leucine zipper transcription factor N. Gene Ontology annotation, cellular component: cytoplasm; ribonucleoprotein complex; R2TP complex. The record is from RefSeq and is a predicted model, not a curated record. The coding region runs from base 117 to 3635 and encodes 1172 amino acids. The transcript has 8 exons. NCBI's taxonomy places the organism in Eukaryota, Metazoa, Arthropoda, Insecta, Diptera, Drosophilidae. Gene Ontology annotation, biological process: box C/D snoRNP assembly; rRNA processing.
AAAAAACAAAACCAAAAACUGUCUGUCACAAAAAUAAAAUAGUCGGAAAUAACAUGCAAAUGGUAUUAAAUUUAUAAAAAUAAAGUAAAGUUGUUAUAUAAAACAAAAGAGUAAGCAUGUCGGGUCAUAACAACUUUAUCGAUGGCAACGACAGUUUUCGCGAACAGAAUUUGCGCUUUGUCAGGAAUGAGUUUGAAGAGAAUAUAAAUCAAUUCUUUAGUGGUGAAGCUGCAGAUAAAGGUCAGGCUGGCAAUGCGGCGCCGCCACGCGAAUCAGUUGUCGUGCAACCCACGCCCGGUUUCUGUGUGAAGAGCUUCAAGGUCAACAGCAAUGAGAAGUUCUUUAUAAAUGUUUGCCAAGCACCGGAAGUACCAGGACCCAAAGACAUAACAGAUGGCGAGCUAAUAAGCAUAUUGGAAUCAACCACGCCGGGAUCGUUUCGAGUGCCGAUGAGCAUUUCGGAGAUGCGUAAUACCAAAGAUCGUUCGAAUAAUACUGUGGAAGUGUGCGACAUAGCGAUCAAUCCAAAGUUCUUGGCGAAAAUCAAAAAGUCACAGCUCUUUAACAAUUUCUUUUUGCAAAUCGUAGCCGAAGCGCUCAGCGAAAAAUACAAUAUUCAAAUAAUGAUGGACAAGACAAUUAUAUUGAGUAAUCGCAAAUUUAUUGGCACAUUGGUGGCGCAUCGUGUGAGAAACGACGAAGUGCAGCGGGCAGGUGGUGCGUGUGGUGCAGCUGUUGAAGCUAUCAUGGCCAAUGAAACUCCACGUCCGGCACAGCCAUCCACAUCCACGAAGCCGUCGAAAUUGGUGCAGGAAAUUGAUGAGCAGCAUGCAGCAAAUAUACGGAAUAGGUGGUCAAAAAAUCGUCAGCCCCUUUACAAGUUGCGGGCCCGAAUUCGCGAUGAGAACGUUGAUGAAAUUCAUGCCGAACUUUACUUACCCAAUUGCGUCUCAUCCCAAGAGUUCAGCGUGGACAUAGGCGAGGAUCGUAUUUUGGUCGAGUCUUUGAAACAUGGCUACUUAUUUGAUUCAUUUGUCAGAUAUAAACUCAAUCAGGACCGUGCGCAAGCGCUUUUUGAUAAAACAAGCAAGAUGCUUCAAAUUCGUAUUCCGAUUAGUGAACAAUUAGCAAUGGAUAGAUAUAACGCCUAUGGCAUUGGCCAGCGUCGACAGCCCAAUGAUGCAUCGUCUUUUGCGCCAAUUCGCGGCGGUGGUGGUGGCAGCGGCGCCGGCGGCGGUAACAGCAUCGUCAACGGUGGUGGCAGUGCAGUUGAUGACAAUUUUCGUCGGCCAAUGAACUAUGGUCGAUCGGAUAGUUUUAACAACGGCAACGGGAAUGGUUUCAAUAAUCAAAGAUUUUCUGAUAUUGAUAACAACAAAUUUGGAAUCAAUCAACGCUAUUCCGAUAUCGAUAACAACAAAUUUGGAAAUAUGCAAUCAAACAAUUUUGGACGUUCUAAUGAUGGCGGCAACAGCGGCUACUCAAAUUUUUCCAAUAAUAAUCAACGUUUUAACAAUAAUAAUAUUCAUGGAAAUGUUGCACCAAACAAAGGCAACUUCAAUGACAACUUUCGUCAACAACAGCCGCAGCAAUCACAGUCGCAUUCAAGUUUUCUGAGCCGCUCAUUUGAGCUGAGAUCAAACUCUGCUUCUAUGCCUGGUUCUGAUAAUUAUCGUGGGCCUCAGUAUCAACAACAACAACAACAGUUGCCAAGUAAUUUAGGCCUGGCCCGUUCCAUUAGCGAUCUUAAUUACAACAACAGUCACAUUAACAAAAACAACACGGACAACAAUCAACGUUUUUACAAUAAUGAUCGCAACAUGGACACAUUUAGACGUUCCGAUAACUUCAGUGGCGGUGGCGGAGGUGGCCAAGAGUCGAAUCAUAUGAACCGCGCUGGCUCUAAUUUCAAGUUCAACAAUGAUCGCCCAGCACCUCCGUUCGGGCGUCCCAAUAACACAGGCAACUUUGACAAUUUUAAUGAACGUAACUUUAAUAACGAGUUUCGUGGACCACAGCCUAACAACGAUUACACCUUAAACUUUGACAGCAACAAAAACAAUAUCAGCAAUAGCAGCAACAACGGCAACCAGCAAUCAUUUUACAAUAUUCCCAACAGCCAGACCAAUGGACAAAGCAACUAUCGCGGUCCAAAUAAUUCUGGCUCCUCUGGCAAUACUUUGUCAGUGUUGGAAACGGUCAACGCUUUGAUGAAAAACCAAUCGAACUGGCAAGUGGGCAACAACAAUUAUGGCUUUGGGCCCGGUAAACCGAUUGGCGGCGGUAAUCGUAACACCAAAUGGAAUUUCGAUAAUAAUAAUGGACCAGGCCCCAAGCCUCCCCAAACUGCAAUUGGCAAUAGACCACCUUUUACAAAUCAAGGACAAGGGCGCGCUCCUAGACAAAUUAACAGCAACAAUACUAAUUAUAAUAACAACAUAAAUAAGCAGCCAAAUGCUGCACGUAAUAAACAGCCUAAUCAACAGCAACACCAACCACAACACUUGAAACAGAAACAACAAGAACAGCCGCAGCCGCAGCAACAACCACAAAAACAAAUUGUUAAAAAUGUAUCGACAGUUAAGAAUGUGAGUGUCAAUGGCGGAAAAUCAAAACCUGUUAAUGGGCCGCCCAAAUCAAAUGCACCUGCUGCUCCAAAUACUCAAGAUAAAAGCGUCAACAACAAAAAAGAGAUUGAAACACAAAAACCACCAGCAAAUACUAAUGUUAAAGUUACAGGACAAAAACGUGUGGCGGAACCAGCACCUGUGCCUUUGACCAAGGCGGAUAUCAAGCGUCGCAAGCUUGCAAUUAAGCGCGGCUUUUUGCUUGGCGGCUUUAAGCUGCCGUAUAUCAACAAUCAGAAAGUUACCUUGCCUCAACCAGAGGAUAAAUCGUAUGCGAUUAUGUUCUUUGAACAGUCUCCCAAUUAUAGUACAAGCGGCGAAGAGCUGGACGAUGAGGAAAUGGCUGAGAGUCAGGAUUACGAACAGGAAGGCAAAAAUGCUGGACGCACCUUAGUGAAACGCAUACGCAAACGUUUGCAUUACGAGUGGGCCAUCAAAGAGGAGGCAAAGAAAUAUACAUCGUGGCAGAGCUGGUGGACGGAUUACAAGUGGUGCGAUGAAGCGAUCAAAGAAGAGCUGGCUUCAUUUGGCAGCAUCAAUUUGCGCAAUUGCUUUAUACCUGAUCUGCCGCGCUUGACCACCGAGCAGGUGGUCGACGUGAUCAUUAGCCAGGCUCAAUUUGGUUUGGUUAAGAAUUCAGACAAUUAUUUCAAUAAUAUGAAGUCAAUAUUUACACUGAUGAAUAUCACAUUUUUGGAGAACCUUAAGAUGCCGAAUACCGAGAAGGUUCAGGAUAUGAUUCGGGCUGUUCCAAAUGAUUUUUGGACUUACAAAAUGCGUAGCAUGGUCUUUUUGUGGGCUCAAUAUAAAAAAAUCUCAAAGACUUCGUCGCCGGCCACGGAAACUGGAGUCAAAGAGCUACAGGCCAUAGCGCGCGAUUGGAAGAAUCCUCUAUUCCAUUGGAUUGCCAAGCAGGCAUUCGACGAGCUGAAGGCUAUCAGCGAGGUGGAAUGGCCGGAACACAAGCAGCAGUAUCCAACUUUGGAGUCCGCUGCUACUACAUCUUAAAGCAAAUUCUACCCUUGUAUGCAUUUUUUAACCCAAGUUAAUAUAAAUUUGAUUAUAUAUAAAUGAUUUUUAUGUGUCCACCUAUAAGCAAAGAUUUGUAGAUUGAGAAUA